GUUACCUCAAUAGUUUAAGAAAUGAGUAAAAGGUGUUUUCUCUUUUCUUUUGGCAGCAGGUGAGAAAAGGAUGGAGAGUUCAGAGUUGCCUCCAAAGCAGGCGAUUUCUAAAGGAUCAGAGUCACCUGAUAGGACCUCAGGAGUACUGUAUGGAGUACUUCCUGGAGGACCAGGAGCUGGAGAUGCCUGUGAAGACGCUUUAGAGAAGUUAGGAACACAACCGUCUGAUGAAGAAGGGAGCAGACUGGAAAGUGAUUUCUUGGAAAUAACACAGCAGGAUGAAAAAAAAUCCACAAAAGAUGGAUGUGAUGAAUAUAAAGAUCUUGGGGACCAUCCAGAUCUGUCCUCCAGUCCUGCAGAAGAUCAAGAAGUUCUGAAGGGACAGAAAUUCUAUCGAUGUGAUGAAUGUGGCAAAGCUUUUAAUCGGAGUUCACACCUCAUUGGGCAUCAGAGAAUCCACACUGGAGAGAAACCCUAUGAGUGUAAUGAGUGUGGUAAGACCUUCAGGCAGACCUCUCAGCUCAUAGUUCAUCUGAGAAUCCACACAGGGGAAAAGCCCUAUGAAUGUAGUGCUUGUGGAAAGACGUAUCGUCACAGCUCCCACCUCAUUCAGCACCAGAGACUCCACACUGGGGAGAAACCAUAUAAAUGUAACAAAUGUGCAAAAGCUUUCACUCAGAGUUCCCAACUCAUUGACCACCAGAGAACCCAUACUGGGGAGAAACCGUAUGAAUGCAACGAGUGUGGGGAGGCCUUCAUUCGGAAUAAAAGCCUUGUCCGACAUCAGGUACUUCACACUGGUGAGAAACCUUACAAGUGUAAUGAGUGUGGGAAAGCUUUCUGUUCUAACAGAAAUCUUAUUGACCAUCAGAGAAUCCACACCGGGGAGAAGCCUUAUGAGUGUAAUGAAUGUGGCAAGGCCUUUAGUCGGAGUAAAUGUCUUAUUCGACAUCAGAGCCUCCACACUGGGGAAAAACCAUACAAAUGCAGUGAGUGUGGGAAAGCCUUCAAUCAAAACUCUCAACUUGUUGACCAUGAGCGAAUUCAUACUGGAGAAAAACCUUUUGAAUGUAAUGAGUGUGGUAAGGCAUUCAGUCUGAGUAAAUGUCUCAUUCGACAUCAGAGACUUCACACUGGUGAAAAGCCUUAUAAAUGCAAUGAGUGUGGAAAAUCCUUUAAUCAAAACUCACACCUCAUUAUACACCAGAGGAUUCACACUGGUGAGAAACCUUAUGAAUGUAAUGAGUGUGGGAAGGUCUUCAGUUACAGCUCCAGUCUUAUGGUACAUCAGAGAACCCAUACUGGAGAAAAACCCUAUAAAUGCAAAGAUUGUGGGAAAGCUUUUAGUGACAGCUCACAACUCAUUGUGCAUCAGAGAGUUCACACUGGAGAGAAACCCUAUGAGUGUAUUGAGUGUGGGAAAGCCUUCAGUCAGCGUUCCACUUUCAAUCACCACCAGCGAACUCACACUGGAGAGAAGCACUCAGGUCUGGCUCGGUCCAUUUCUUAAGGUGUGAUUCUCCAUCCAGCAAAGAACUUUGAGUUAAGAUUUGUAUGUAAGAAACUUGCUUACCUUGGUCUUCUCUUGGGAAUGCUAAUCUAAGUGGACCGUCCCUACAUGGUUUCUACUAGGUCAUGAAGGUGGGAGAGUGGGAGCAACAGUGUAGUCCUUCCGCACUAUAGGGGACGUAAGAACUACAGAUUUCAUAUGCUUGUAGGUUUCUUUCAUUCUUUCUUUUUUUAAAAACUGUUUUAAGAUGUUUCUCAUCUCUUAGUUACACAUCCCAUAACCAGAAUCAGAUUGUGUGCUUCUCAAGGACAGAGAUACUUUCUUACUCUAUUCCACCUCCUCCAUUUAUAUAAAGUCAUUCUCCAAGACUGAUACAUUGUUUUCUUUACCUUGGCUAUGGCCUUCCUUAUCUACUUUUUAAAACUUCUACUCUAAUAUAAUCCCUCAUUGAUUAUAUUCCAUAUGUAGAAAAAUGUUUCUUCUUACUAAUCUGUCUCUCAGAACUUUCCAGAUCCAGCUCAUCUCUGAAAGACUUCUUCAAAUGCUACUUAAUUCCCCUUAGACUUCUAUUCAUUUGACCUCAGUGCUUUGAGUUAACUGGUGCUACAAUGUGCAACUGUUAAAUUGCCUUGUAAAUUAUUCUCAAUUUAGUGCAUACAUAUACUUACAUAUUUAUACCAACUUAUUGUGGGCUUUUGUUGGUAUAGUAUCUAUUUCUUUUGAUAUAUAGAUAGUAAUUUUCAUAUACUAGUUGUUUAAUAAAUAAUGUUUUAAAACUCAGCUCUUUAAUUGAACCAUCCUUAAAUUGGGCACACUCUCCCCUACUCACCACCAGACUAGAAGGUUCUAAAGAUAGAAGUGACAUUUCCUCAUAGGAUGUUGCAUGCAGAGCCCUUUUUGAUAUCUUCUACAUGUACUUCUGGCAUCUCUCUACUGUUACUUCAUUGUUGGUUUCUGAUCAAUUUUUGUCGGAUUUAGGAAGUUUCCUUCUUUUCCUAUUUUUAGAAGUCACAAUAUAAGCUAGUAGUUAAGAGUAUGGAUUUUUGUGUGUGGUACUCUAGGUUCAAAUCCUGUUUCUUCCACUUUCGUAGGUUGUGAUCGUUUCCUUGUGUAUAUUUCUUCCAUGAAUAAAAUGGAGCUACCUCAGGGCUGUGAGGGUGAAAUCAGUUCCUAAGUGUAAGGCCUUUAAAACAGUGCUUGCACAUACUAUACCUUUUAGCAAUUAUUAUCAUUGUUUUAUAUUUUGAGUCUUCAUUAUGUUUUUAUUAGUCUUCUACCAUGUUUUUAUUUUUUUAAAAUCUUUCAGUGAAAUUUUAUAGGCCAUGUCCUUUAUUCUUUUUGUAAUUUUCAUGGGAGUAAGUUUCUAAAAAAUGGAAAUUUCCUUUCACUCCUGGAAUAAAAUCGACCUGUUCAUGAUUUUUUUUUUUAAGUGCAGAGCUAGGUUUAAUUUACUAAGGUUUUGUCUGCUUUGUAGAAUUAUUUGGAGAAUCUGUUUUUUUUUUUUAAUUACUCUGGAAGAGUUAGAAUAAUGUGGGAUUUAUUGUUUGAAGAGUAAAAAUAACUGGGCCUGAUCUAUUCUGAUGGAGAAGGGAAUUGGGGGGGACAAAUCUUAAGCAACAGUUUGAUUUCUUUGAUGCUUGCACUCUUUAAAGUUUCUACCUCUAUAAAGUUUGGUAAUAUAUAUCUGGAAGUCAUCUUCUUUUACUGAACUGUCAGAGUGGCAUGAAGUUGCAUCUAGUAUUGUCUAAAGUCUUUUACUCUCUUCUGUAUAUGUAGUUAGAGCUCUGUUUUCAUAUAUAAUGUUUUACACUGUGGUUUCCUUUCAGUUUUUCUUUCAUGAUUGCCAAGUCUAUUUUGUUUCUUUUGAAAUUCCAGUUUUUCUCAGGUUUAUUUUUUCCUUUUGCUGCCUCAAGUGACAGAGGCUUUUCAUUAGCCAUAAUUUCAUUUGGUUUUUUCUUCAUUAAUCAGUGGUAAGGACUUUCUAAGUCCUGAUAUUUCCCCCCAAAAUAGGGAAAGUGGGUUUUCCUUGAAUGGUUUUGUCAUCAAGUUACAUGCUGUUAAAAUUGUCUGUUGAGAUCUGAAGCUAGAAGGUGAGCUCUAAGUCAGUAAUAUGCUUCUCGUCAGCGAGUAAAGGAGCAGCCCAGGAUUUUGCUGAUCUGGUUGAAAACCUUCCAUCCAGAGCCCACUUGUCCUUCUUGCUCAGCCUUCAUACUGUGGAUCCAGUGGGGACCCUCCUUCCAUGUUCUCUACCAGUUGUGAGUCACUUUGUUGUAAAAGAACUGAAUGUGUAAAAACCUUCAGUCACAGCUUAGACUUUAUUUUACCUCAGCAACUCCAAAACAGGAAAAGAACCUAUUCCUGAGAUAAGUGUGAGAAAACAUUCAGUUGAUAAAACAUCCGCCAGAGACUUUUUGCUUACAGGAAAGCCUACUUAUUUGUGUUGCAGGGAGGCCUUGGCUAUAGUUUAUUUCUUGUUUGACGUCACAGAAUCUACAUGGGUUAUAAUCUGUUUUGGAUUUGGAGGGCAAGAAAUCAUUGAUCCAGAGCUUCUAUUCUGUACACAUUUUUAAAAAAUAUUCCUG
Molecule: messenger RNA, 4092 nt
Organism: Vicugna pacos (alpaca)
Lineage: Eukaryota; Metazoa; Chordata; Mammalia; Artiodactyla; Camelidae
Source: RefSeq, a predicted model, not a curated record